GAAAUGUCAUUAUCAGAUGAUAAGAUGAUAAUGGUAGUCAAGAGUUAUCUCGUAAACAUCAGUCCAUCAAAAAUUAUUCAAGAUAAACGUCGCCAAGUUAACAUAAAAUUAUAAUAACUCGUAUAAAAUGGAAGUUUUGAAGAGACUAAAUCAUGUUCAGGGUAGGCUUUUGGUAUGGGGUGACCCAUUUUCUGAAUCGGCAUCGGAAGUUAUCGUCUGUAUCACAGGAAACCCAGGAAUUAUAGACUUCUAUGACAUUUUCUGUUCAGAAUUGAACACAAAUACUGGACUUCCCGUUUGUCUAGUUGGUCAAAGUGGCCAUGAUAUUAUUCCAAAUGAGCGGUCAUAUUCUUUGCAAAAUGAAGGGUAUUUAUUUGAUCUCAGAGGACAAAUUGAACAUAAACUUGACCUCAUCAAUAACCAUAUUCACAAAGAUUGUAGAUUGCAUUUAAUCGGCCAUUCCAUUGGAGCCUGGAUGAUAUUGGAAUCAAUACAGAAAAAUGAACAGUUAAUGGAGAGGGUUGCAACUAUUAAUUUACUAUUUCCUACAUUACAAGAAAUGGCAGUAACUAAAAAUGGCCCUUUUGUCAAUACGUUAAGAAAAAUUCACUCGAUUGCUAUAUUCCUUCUUAUCCUAUUUAAUAUGUUGCCAAGAUUUGUUCUUGGUUUAAUAGCUAAAACUUAUUUACUAUUUAGAAAUAUGCCAUUUCAUUAUACAGAUCGUCUGAUUAAAUACGUAAACCCAAAUAUUUUGGAUAAAGUAUUAUUUCUGGCAUAUGAUGAAAUGGAUACAGUUAGAAGUCUCAAUACAAAGGCAAUCGCAAAUGUAAAAUCUGUGACAAACGUAAUCUAUAGCCAGGAUGAUGGUUGGGUCCCAUUAAAAUAUAUGGAAGACUUAAAGAAAUUCUUGCCAUUGGAACGAAUGACAGAAGUAGCAUAUACACAUGAAUUUGUACUAAAAUCAUCUAAAGAAGUAGCAGCAUUGGUGUCAGUUCACAUAAAUUUAAAUAAAAAGUAGAUGGGCUACAAAUAGAUUUAAAAAAAAAACGUUUAGAUAUUACGUAAGUAUUUUUGGGCUUUACGGCUCGCACAGGGUACGGUAAGAAUUAAAAGGAUUACCUACUAAGUACAAGAUGAAUGUACGAGUAUUAAGUAGGUAUAGUCCUUGAAAAAGGGGGUGCCUGGGAGAAAUUUAUAGGAGCGUGGGGUGGCCAAACGAAGGGUAUUGCAAUCUAUUUUAUUUUCCUGAAAAAAUAAUUUGAUACUUCAUUUUGGGAUAUGAACAUUAUUUGCUUAUAGUAGUUAGGGAUGUGAUAGGUAGGUACUUUGGGAAAAGUUUUUGAGGUUUAUGGUCCCUACGAUAUCCCGAAAGUCAAGUGAUCGAUUUUCAUUUUAACGAAAACUAUUG
Messenger RNA from Ostrinia furnacalis (Asian corn borer), 1408 nucleotides. It is a transcript of the gene sturkopf, whose product is annotated as lipid droplet associated hydrolase sturkopf. Gene Ontology annotation, molecular function: lipase activity. The record is from RefSeq and is a predicted model, not a curated record. Gene Ontology annotation, biological process: lipid storage. NCBI's taxonomy places the organism in Eukaryota, Metazoa, Arthropoda, Insecta, Lepidoptera, Crambidae. Gene Ontology annotation, cellular component: lipid droplet. The transcript has 2 exons. Bases 128 to 1018 code for a protein of 296 amino acids.